GGGAGAGGGAGAGCGAGCGAGAGAGAGAGGGAGAGAGAGAGAGAGAGAGAGAGAGAGAGAGAAAGAGGAAGUUUGUCUUCCUCAUCACUGGAGGACCUCACACUUUACCUCUUCAACAACCGAGUGAUUAAUAAUGACGGAAAUGUAAAAGUAAGAUGUUAAAUCCAACGAGAGCCCAGAAGAACCUCAGUGAAGAGGACAGCUCUGGAUCGGAUGCAGGGUCAGAGGGUCAGGAACCUGAGACAGACCGCUUCGGCUUCAUUCUGACAAAUGGAUCCACCGCUGGGAGUCUGGGCCCACCCCCUGAGUUGGUCAGGCAGAGGGAGACCAAGUGGAUACAUAUCAUGAGCCAAUGGGAUCGCAUCUUAUUGAAGAAGACCAGUAAGGUCAAAGUGCAGUGUCAGAAAGGCAUCCCAGCCUCACUCAGAGCGAAGUGCUGGCCUCUGCUGUGUGGAGCUACUGACAAGACGAAACAAAACGAAAACCUCUACCAGUCUCUGGACUCGCAGCCUGCUCUGCAGAGCUGGGUGGAUGUGAUCGAGAGAGACCUGGACCGACAGUUCCCUUUCCAUGAAAUGUUCCUUUCCAAGGAUGGACAUGGGCAGCAAGGUUUGUUCCGGGUGUUGAAAGCCUUCACUCAGUACCAACCGGAGGAGGGUUACUGCCAGGCACAGGGGCCUGUGGCUGCAGUGCUGCUGAUGAACAUGCCUGCUGAGGAGGCCUUCUGGUGUCUGGUGCAGAUUAGUGAGCAGUACCUGCCUGGAUAUUACAGCCCUCUGCUGGAGGGAGUCCUGUUUGAUGCAGCCAUGCUGAACUGGGCUUUGAAAAGGACGUGUCCAGCUGCCCACAAGCACCUGCAGCACCACGGAGUGGAGCCCCUCAUGUUCGCCACUGACUGGCUGAUGUGUCUCUUCACACGUCACCUGCCCUUCAACACACUGCUUCGAGUCUGGGACCUCUUUUUCUGCUAUGGGGUGCGGGUGCUGCUCCAGGUGGCGGUGGUGCUGGUGCGCCGGGUGCUGGGCCGGGCCGAGCAGAGGAAACUGUGUCAGGGCCAGAUGGAGACUCUGGAGAAGCUGAGGGCUGUCAUGGAGCAGGUCCAAGAGGAAGACGACACUUUCAUAGCAGAGGUGUGCUCGGUGCAGCUGUCAGCCAGAGAUCUGGAGAAACAGACGGAGAAGGAGUUAGAAAAGUGGAGAAAAGACAGACCCUCAUCAACAUUUGACCCAAGAGGUCGCUGCCAUGGAUAUCGGAUGGCGUGGGCGAGGGCACGACAGUACGAGGAAGUGCGGGGCAGGAAAGAGAGAGAGAAAGGAAACCUGUCUGUCCCUCUUGCUCGCUCGGCCUCUACUCUCUCGCUGUCUCCAUCCCUCCUUCACAAGAGGUGGAGGAAAGGGGGAAAGGCGAAUUCACGCAAAUGGGAAGGCAGCGGAGGCAAAGUUGUGAGGCAUCUCUCAAUGGGAGCAAAGGAGGACUGGAGGGGCUGGACUGAGUUCAAUUCUAAGAAGGUGCAGCGUGUUCACGAGGAGGAAGAUGUAGUUUUAGAGGAUCAUAAAAAUGUGAGUGAGCUGAAACUGACAGAACAAAUACUUUUAGAAGAACCUAAGACGAUGGAAAUCCCAAACAUGCCAACAGUAGAAGAAACGGUCAUCGUAGAAGAAGAGAAUGACCAAGUGGAAACAAGAAUCACUGAAAAGGAGGAAAGCCAACUCAACAAGACCGAGGAGAGCAGAGUGCUUUCAGAACAGAAGGAAGAAACAAAUGAGAAGACACAACAAACCAAAGAUCAGACUGUUGAACACAAACAGGGAGAAGAGCUGGACUCUAACAGCCAGACACAAGUCCUGGAACAGCAGAGUCACACAAUCAAGCACCUAGAAAUUCAAGGGAAGGACUCAAAUAAAGAGACAGAAAACGAAGUGGCAGAAAGCGAAAAUACAAAUGCUGUGGUGGAAAAUCAGACUGAGAUAGAGGAAGCUGCUGAUCCAGCUAAAAACACAAAGAUGGAGACACAGGAAAGUGUGUAUCUAGGUGAGUAUCAGAUGAUUGAGGCAGACAUGAAACCAGAGAGCACAGAAACUGUGCAACAGACGCAGGUGGACACAGUCACAACUGAGACACGCCCGGGCUCAGAGACAGACAGCAAAGUCAAAGCUCCGACUAUCAAACAUCCUACAACAGAGACAGAGACACAACAGCAAAAAGUAAUCACAGAGACAGACAGAAGCUCACGGGGAGAUGCAUUUGAAGAAAAAUACCACAGCAGUGAGUCAUUAGCAGAAACUGAAACACAAGAAGAGUCCCACACCCAAACAGAGACAGAAACUAAUGAACUGGCACAGACUCAAGAACAGCUAGAGGAAAAUGCAGCCACACAGGAGUCAGAGAGUGAAAUAGUACAAAUGAAUUCAGAACAACACAUAGACUCAGAGACAGAAGCAGAAACAUUCAUUCUGUGUUCACCUCAAUGCAUUCAACCAGAAGAAGGAGAUGACUUAGAAGCUGAUACAGAGACUGAAGCAGAAAUACCAUUUGCAAACGACAUAGUGACGGAGUCAACUGCAGGUAUUGGCAAAGAGGGUGAUGCAGCAGCAUCUGAACCUACACAGGAGGAAGAAGAAAGAAGGUUGGAUGAACACUCAGAGGCACAGGUUGAUCAAACACAAGCAGAGGAAACACCAACAGAAAUGGAGACUUCUAACUUGAUGGCACCUCCACAGGAGGAGGAGGAGGAGGAGGAUGUAACACAGGACGCAAGGCCUCAAGCCGGGCCUGAUGGGGAGACUAGUUCAGUAGAAACUGAAGAACCUGCACCCGAACAACCACCCACCCAGGUCACUAUCGGUGCCGUGGAGGAGGAAGAAAGCACAGAAACUGUUCAAGAAAACACUGUAGGAGAGGACGACGUCUUAAUUUCUACUGAACCAACCGACUCCCCAAAUACUGACAGAAACCGAGAAGUCCAAGACAAAGAUUCUCGCCAUGUGACGGACAAGGCUGAGCCAGUUAACGACAGCCUGACACAAGCCCCCGGGCAUCGUAGCAGCAGGUCUUCUGGGAAUCUCUGCGUCCGCAGGUCAUCCAACUCCCGUGGGUCUAGGUUAGCACGUCGUCUCUCUGAAGAUCUCUUCAUCAUGUCGGACAAAACUAACCAAUCACAAUCUACUCCUAAUCACCCAGUGGUUAACCCCAGUCAAUUACAGCCCAAUCCUGGAGAAGUAAACCCAACCCAAAGUCCUUCUGACGUGACUUCAGAAGUCUCUUCGCCCCCGUCUGCAGAAGUGACUCCAGCGGUUCAGCCGCGGCCUGAUCCCCCGAAACGUUUCGGUCUAUUCCGCAGACUGAGAGGAGAGCAGGCCAAAAAAUCAACCAAAAUGCAAAUCCCCAAAAUCUUGAUUCAGGACUACAGCGAUGGCACAGGGAAGCCGGUUGAGGAAGACGGGGAAGAGAAACUGAGCUCAAAGGAAAGGAGGAGGAGGCGGAGGGACCGAGAGAGAAAAGAGAAAGAGGAGGAGAGAUUGAAAAAGAAGCGAGAGAAGGAGCUGGGGAAGGAGAAAGAACGAGAGAGGACAAAACCACAGACGAGGGGGCAGAGUUUCCAGUUGCAAAGAGAGAAAGGGAGCAGUGAUGUGACUCAACCCGAGACUGGAUCACAGACGCUUAGAUAUUCUUCUUGUUAUGCUGAAUCUUACUUUUGACAGAAAGUGUUAUUGGAUCUGGCGGAAUGAGGAGGCGUUUUACUGAGUGCUUCAGACCUCCACAUCCUGUCUCUUUGGUCUUUCUGUCGUGCGGAAGUCUCUCAUACUUGAACCUUUUGACAUGUAAAUAAAUCAUAAUUAUUGUUUACAUAAUUUGAAAAAUAUGUUUCUUUUAUUUAGAGGAGCUUUUUUGUUGCACCUUGAUCACAAACCCAACAGACUUUGAACAAAAAUAAACAGGAAGUGCUUCAUGUCCAGUUCCACAUAAUUGUAUAUGUUCAAGUCCACCAUGAACAUUAUAGUCCAAUAAAACAUUUGAAUAUCC
Molecule: messenger RNA, 4023 nt
Organism: Cyclopterus lumpus (lumpfish)
Lineage: Eukaryota; Metazoa; Chordata; Actinopteri; Perciformes; Cyclopteridae
Gene: tbc1d10c
Product: TBC1 domain family, member 10C
Exons: 10
Coding region: 156-3698 (1180 amino acids)
Source: RefSeq, a predicted model, not a curated record